This is a messenger RNA of Racocetra fulgida, 374 nucleotides long. The record is from the annotation of a GenBank genome assembly. NCBI's taxonomy places the organism in Eukaryota, Fungi, Glomeromycota, Glomeromycetes, Diversisporales, Gigasporaceae.
AUGCCAACACCAAAAUUACGGAUUAAAUCCAAACAAAACAAAUAUGAAAAGACUACGGAAACUUCUAUAGAUAAUAAUAAUAUAUCAACAUAUAGUAAUAUAGAAGAUAUUGAUAUGUUUCUUGAAGAAAAUCUAAUUGAAGAGACUGGAAGUUCUUCAACUAGUAAUUAUAUCUUAUCAAGUGAGCCUAGAGAAAGUUUUGAUUAUGAAAAUAUCGAUAAUUAUCAAUUUCAGUAUAGUUCAUUAACUAAUACUAUAGAAGAAAAUUCGAUUAGUUAUGAUGAAUUUGAUGAUACUACAGAUAUUUUAAUAAAUAGUAACGAUAAAUCUGAUAUUUUAGAAGAUACUAUGGCAACUAAUAUAUUAGAAGAUCA